GCAUGUAAAGCGGAAGUUCCGUGCGGUUGCAGGACCCCUGCGUGCAUGCUGAAAUGUUGACAUUGCGUUGCACUUAACUUGAAACGUUAUAUCUAAAUGGAUAUUUAAAUGCGUUUAUUUUUCCUGCGAUUUCUAACUUUGUUCUCAAAUUAGUCAUUUCGCAUGAGCAAUGACGGAAGUAAAAGUGAAAAAAGAGUCAACGGAUCCUGUAGAUAUCGAGAACAGGAUUAAAGAGCUUUGUCAGCAGUUUCCACAUGGGAUCACAGACCAGGUCAUUCAGAAUGACAUGCCACAUGUGGAGGCUCAGCAGAGAGCCAUGGCCAUCAACAGACUGCUGUCCGUGGGGCAGUUAGACUUGCUUAAAAGCAGCAAUGGCCUGUUAUACAGACUCAAAGAUACACAAUCUACCAGUAAAGUAAAAGGCUCUGACAAUCAAGAAAAACUAGUUUAUCAGAUCAUAGAGGAUGCUGGAAAUAAAGGAAUUUGGAGCAGAGACAUAAGAUAUAAGAGUAACCUCCCACUGACAGAAAUCAACAAGAUCCUCAAGAACCUUGAGAGUAAGAAACUCAUCAAAGCUGUGAAAUCUGUUGCGGCCUCUAAAAAGAAGGUUUACAUGCUGUAUAACCUGCAGCCCGACCGCUCCGUGACAGGAGGGGCUUGGUACAGCGAUCAGGAUUUUGAGUCUGAGUUUGUGGAGGUGCUGAACCAGCAGUGCUUUAAGUUCCUGCAGAGUAAGGCAGAAGCAGCGAGAGACAGUAAGCAGAGCCCCAUGGUGCAGAGGAACAGUUCAUUUGCUACAUCUCAUGAAGUUUGGAAGUACAUCUGUGAGCUCGGCAUCAGCAAAGUGGAUCUGUCAAUGGAGGACAUCGAGACCAUCUUAAACACACUGAUCUUUGAUGGGAAGGUGGAGAUGACUAUAAUCGCUGCUAAGGAGGGGACGGUGGGAUGUGUCGACGGACAGAUGAAGCUCUACAGGGGUGUGAACCCCAUCAUCCAACCCACCGGGCUGGUCAAAACUCCAUGCGGACUGUGUCCGGUGUUUGAUGACUGCCACGAAGGAGGAGAGAUCUCUCCAUCUAACUGUGUUUACAUGACUGAGUGGCUGGACUUCUGACCAGCUAACCGGGUCUCUCUCAUUUUUCUCUGUGGAGAAAGUAUCGUUUUAAUGCAGCGAUUCGAUGCAACUGUGGAUUUUGUUUUAUUUAUAUUGAACAGUUAUAGCUUUAACGAAACAAGCAGCAUCCUUUUGGUAUUCACUGAUGUAUUUUUUUUAGGUUAUUCUUAUUGCAUCUAACACACACAUUAUCUUGUCUGACCUUUACAUCGAUCCAUAAAAAUAAAUAAAUCAUUUUUGUUGA
Messenger RNA from Misgurnus anguillicaudatus (oriental weatherfish), 1358 nucleotides. It is a transcript of the gene polr3f, whose product is annotated as polymerase (RNA) III (DNA directed) polypeptide F. NCBI's taxonomy places the organism in Eukaryota, Metazoa, Chordata, Actinopteri, Cypriniformes, Cobitidae. Gene Ontology annotation, cellular component: RNA polymerase III complex. The record is from RefSeq and is a predicted model, not a curated record. Gene Ontology annotation, biological process: transcription by RNA polymerase III.